Messenger RNA from Melanotaenia boesemani (Boeseman's rainbowfish), 3976 nucleotides. It is a transcript of the gene skor2, whose product is annotated as SKI family transcriptional corepressor 2. NCBI's taxonomy places the organism in Eukaryota, Metazoa, Chordata, Actinopteri, Atheriniformes, Melanotaeniidae. Gene Ontology annotation, molecular function: RNA polymerase II cis-regulatory region sequence-specific DNA binding; SMAD binding; DNA-binding transcription factor activity, RNA polymerase II-specific. Gene Ontology annotation, cellular component: transcription regulator complex; nucleus. Bases 6 to 2489 code for a protein of 827 amino acids. The transcript is spliced from 9 exons. The record is from RefSeq and is a predicted model, not a curated record. Gene Ontology annotation, biological process: negative regulation of transcription by RNA polymerase II; negative regulation of BMP signaling pathway.
AUGGGAUGAGGGGACAGAGAGGGAUGUCACACAUCAGUCAAGUCUUCUCUAAAGGUUGUUCCACAACCAGCUUCGCUUUCAGUAUGGACAAGACUCAUCUUUCAAGCCCUAAUGACAUAAUAAUGACAAGCUCAACAGGCUCCUAUCAACAGGAGCCACUCACUCCGCCCAGACCCACCCAUCUUCACUCCUCAUCUUCCUCCUUAUCCUCCCCCUCCCCCUCUUCUUCUUCUUCACCUCUCAAACCUAACCAGGUUGGCCAGGUCAUCCUAUACGGCGUUCCUAUUGUAUCACUAGUUAUUGAUAACAAUGAGAGACUUUGUCUGGCACAAAUUUCCAACACACUCCUGAAGAACUACAGUUAUAAUGAGAUUCAUAACCGGCGUGUGGCGCUGGGCAUCACCUGUGUCCAGUGCACUCCUGUUCAGUUGGAGAUCCUCCGCAGGGCCGGUGCCAUGCCCAUCUCAUCACGCCGCUGCGGCAUGAUCACCAAGCGUGAAGCUGAGCGCCUGUGCAAAUCCUUCUUGGGAGAAAACGCACCGCCAAAACUGCCCGACAAUUUCGCCUUUGACGUAACACAUGAAUGCGCCUGGGGUUGUCGUGGUAACUUCAUACCGGCACGUUACAACAGCUCCAGGGCCAAGUGCAUCAAGUGCUCCUUGUGCAACAUGUACUUUUCACCAAAUAAGUUUAUUUUCCAUUCCCACCGCACACCAGACGCCAAGUACACCCAGCCUGAUGCUGCCAACUUCAACUCCUGGCGACGACACCUCAAACUUUCUGACAAACAUCCACCCGAUGAGUUAGUCUACGCAUGGGAAGAUGUCAAAGCUAUGUUCAAUGGAGGCAGUCGAAAGAGAGCGCUACCUUCUUCAGCCCAGUGCUCUUCCAUGGGUUCAUUGAAAGCUCUCCCAGGUUCAGUGGUCCCACACAUGAUGGGGCCUGACUUGGGUGCUCAGAAAAGAUCCCGCUUCGAAGAUGAGGAUGAUUUGGAUGGGGGCAGUCUAUCUCCCCGCAAGACACCACGCAGCUACCCUGUCAUCCCUGUCCCAAGCAAAGGGUUCGGCAUGUUGCAGAAGUUCCCUCCUACGUCAUUGUUCCCUACCCCUUAUCCCUUUCCAGCAUUUGGUCUCUGCCAGCAGAAAAAAGAGGACAGUGAUGUUUCAGCUGGGCAGAAAGGUGCAGGGUUGUCAGGUCUGUUGUGGCCUGGCCGUAAAGACACUUUUUAUCCUCCCUUCUGCAUGUUUUGGCCACCAAGAGCAGCAGGAGGAAUUCCUGUCCCAACCUACCUCCAGCCACAGCCCAGCACCCUCUCCUCACUGACAGACAACCCAUCUCUCAGGCAGGCCUUUCUAGAUCUCUCCGACCACAGUGAAUCUGGAGCUGUAAACGGCAACGGAAAUAGUGUCAGUGCAUCUAUGGCCCCCAGCAGUGCGACCACCACACCCAGAUCUGGUCUGUUUGACCAAGAGUGCGCAACAGUUACCCCUGAACUUCGACCUUUGACAUCAGAGGGAUGGCUCAAACUGUUAGACAACCCAACCCUCCAAACAAGAAAGCCGAGCUACGGCUCUGCCUUCCGUCCAGUCAUUAAAGAUGCUGACAGCAUUGCUAAGCUCCACGGCAAUAGUGGAGCAACAGAUGAGGACUUUGGGGUUGUGGUCACAGAGUCAGACCGACACCAGCGACUUUCGCCCACCAGCAGCUGCACUUAUGGAAGUGAAAGUGGAGGCGAUGGAGAAGCAGAGGGAGCAGAGAGCGAGGAGGAGGGAGAAGUGGAUGUAGAGUCAUCAAAGCAGGAGGAUGAUGAAGAGGGGAGUUUCACCAGCAGGCCACCACAGACUCAAACCAGCCUGUACCUCCCUGCUCCAAGUGACAGCGCUGGAGAGGAAAGGGGGCAGGAUAGAGGGAGUGGUGCAAUGUAUCCCAGCACCUCCCCUCGAUCCUCCUCAAAUCCCAUCCUGCAGGAGUCCCCGAGUCUACCGGCCUCUCCUCAUGCCAGCUUGCCUCUCUCCAGCUCUACUCCGCCUCACAGAGAAGACACAGCUUACAAAAAUAUUCAGAAAAACAGAGAUGAAGGACUUCCUGCAUAUGCAACCAAAGAGAAUUCCAGCAUUUCUGAUGAAAACAAAGAGCAGGGUAGCUUCUUUGUGGCCGAGAGUGAGACAUCAGCACCAGACUAUUGGAGAGAGAGCUCAGGUGAUCAGAGCAGAGGUGCUGCCUCUCCUGUUUCUCUAAAGAAGGAUGUGGAGAACAUGGAAAAAGAGGAGCUCCAAAAGGUUCUACUGGAGCAGAUUGACUUCAGGAGGAGGCUGGAGCAAGAGUUUCACGCUUUGAAGGGCACAUCACCAUUUCCUGUCUUCCAUAAUUUUCAAGAUCAAAUGAAACGAGAGCUCGCCUACAGAGAGGAAAUGGUCCAGCAGUUACAGAUGAUUCCUUAUGCGAACAUCAUUAGAAAAGAAAAGAUCAGCUCCCAUCUCAGCAAGUAGCCAAAAGGAUAAGUUGACAAAAUCAAGAAAAGGAAGCCGCUUGGAUUUUUUGAACAAAUCAUACAUUCUUUUACAGAAGUGACACAAAACAAAACAAAAAAAAAAGAUCAAAACAUGAAGGAAUUUUAAACUGUUAUAUACAUAUACAUUUCUUGCAUUUUCCGAGGACAGUGCUUGUUUGGCUGCUUCUUGACCGUCACCUCUGUUAAUAGCCCUGCACACACUCCAUUUGCUGACGACUCAUUUGGACCACGUCAUACUGAUACCAGUGUAGGGGUAAAAUAUUUCUGAAGGAUUUAUUUUUCUUGGUUGAAAUUUCUUUUCCAAACUGAUAGUCAUCAAAGCAGCUGACACAAACGUGUGACAUCAGGAGAAAUGCAGCAAUUCCUGGUGUUUCAUUAUUGCUCUGUUGUCAGAAUCUAAGCUUUAUCCAACCAAGACUGAAGCAAGCAAGGUCCAAAUUAUCCUUGGUGAACUUUUUAAAGACCAAGACAUCAGAGAUCAGCCAAGAAGUCACACGUACAGGAAGGCUGGACAUCAUUAUCAAUGGUUCUGACUACUGUUGCUGCAUCUGAUCGGUGUUGCAGUUGUAUCACCACACAGGGACUCCUCAUCAUACGGAGCUGUGACCCUUCUCUGUUUACAGAAAUCAUCACCUCCAAUUAUCAACAUGGCUUGGUACAAAGAAGCUCUGACUGUUAUAUGUGCAUAGCAUGAAAAUAGAAAAAAUAACACUCUAAGGAAGAAAAAUUAACACAACACAGGCAGUAUUUAUGAUUAGUGUUGUAAACCUAAUGGUGCAUAGAGAACAGUAUUAAAAUGGUGAUUUUUACACUGGCAGAACAGUGUACAGUAUCCAUGAUUUCUAAAUGUAUUCAAAGUUAAAGUACUUUGUUUAUAGCAGAUGUUAUAGCAUUGUCAAAACACAAUCUGUUACAUCUGUUAACAUUUUAUUUAUACAGGGAAUUUCACCCCAAAGUUAUAUUUGGUGUUACCUUAAUGUUUGACCUUGUACAAUAUCAACCAGAGCAGCUGGUCUUUUGCUAAAAGGCACACAAAUGAUCAUUUUUAUUCUCCAACCAUUUUUCCCCAGUCAUAGCACCCUCAGUAUUGACCUAGUGUUAAGGUGAUGUUGCUGCCAUCAGCUGAUAGAUGGUGAUUAAAGAAGUGUGCAGCCAGUGGGGAGCAAAAGUUUGCAUUUUCAGUAUUGUGUAUCUAUGUAAAUAAACUCGUCUGGUUGUAUAUAAAGUCAUACAUAAGAAUGCUGAACCUUAAGGAUUCUCUGUAUAUGUGUUUGUUUAUUUAUUUGAGUAUUAAACCCUGACGCCCUGAUUGUGAGAAUACUAUUUACCAUAAUGUUAAAAGAAAGAAACAUGAUGAUGAUGAUGAUGCAGUUAAGUGUUAGUCAAAGAGUAUAAAUGACAACCCACUCACUUUGUUUAUAGAAUGAAUGGAAUAUCUUGUCAUAUGAUAAAAUGUCACAAUUA